ACUAACUACACUUCGCGCAGUGGAUUUUAGGAACCUCAAACGUACGCAAGUUAUCCCGUAACUCCUCUAGACAUAAUCCCAUCACGAAAGAUUUUAACGAUUCAUUAAAAGACGAACUUACCAUCCCAGUGUCAUGUCAGCUUUCGUACGCCGCAAAAGAGCAAAUCGAAAAGCAACCAGCAAAUGCAUGAAGUGACAGAAGGGAAUAGUGUCUCUCGCUCGCUACCAAUUGCACUGGAAAUUUCUCGCAAGGACAUCUGUUGAUUUGAAACCUGAAGGGAUGCUGCGCGGAAAUGGAGAUACCAUUUUCCACCCGCUGGAGACUAUAUAAAGGCUCGCCAUCUGAUAAGAACGCUAUCAGUUUGCGUUAGUUGGCGAUUGGCACAGCUGAGCUUGUCCCUCAUCGGGUCGUUCUAUUGCGGUGCUUUCCAUUCCUAAUAAGUACGUCUUUUCAGGGAAACGCUGCUACUGUGGUGAAGCGUUGCUUGAGCCGUGGUUUUCUGUUUUAAUCAACAAAUCAACGAAGAAUCACCGCAGAAGAUGGAUUUCGACGAAUAUCGAGUGCGAGGCAAGGAGAUGGUGGACUACAUCGCGGACUAUCUGCAGAACAUUCGCGAGCGGCGUGUCCUGCCGGACGUUCAGCCCGGGUACAUGCGCAGCCUGAUACCGGAGUCGGCCCCGCUCGAGGGCGAACGCUGGGAGAACAUCUUCGCGGACGUCGAGCGCGUCAUCAUGCCGGGCAUUACGCACUGGCAGAGCCCGCACAUGCAUGCCUACUUUCCGGCGCUUAACUCGUUCCCUUCGCUGCUCGGCGAUAUGUUGGCCGAUGCUAUCAACUGUCUUGGAUUUACUUGGGCAUCAUCGCCCGCCUGCACCGAGCUGGAGUCGAUUGUGAUGAAUUGGCUGGGCAAGAUGAUUGGAUUGCCGGACUCGUUUCUGCAUCUGCCCGGCACUAGCAUGGGCGGCGGUGUGAUUCAAACGACCGCCAGCGAGGCAACGCUCGUGUGUCUGCUGGCCGGGCGGACGAUGGCCAUUACACGGUUUCACGAGCAUACGCCCGGGCUGCAGGAUGCGGAAAUCAACGCCCGGCUGGUGGCGUACUGCUCCGACCAGGCACACUCCAGCGUGGAGAAGGCGGCCCUAAUCGGCUUAGUCCGGAUGCGAUUCAUCGAGUCGGACGAUCAACUCAGCCUCCGCGGCGAUGCCUUGCGCGAGGCAAUCGAGGAGGACAUCAAGCAAGGGCUGAUACCGUUCUGGGUGUGUGCCACGCUUGGUACCACCGGGGCGUGCGCCUUCGACCAUCUGGACGAGAUCAGCGAGGUGUGCGCACGCUACAACAUCUGGCUGCACGUGGACGCGGCCUACGCCGGCAGUGCGUUCAUCUGUCCCGAGUUUCGGGUGUGGCUGAAGGGCAUCGAGAAAGCGGACUCGAUCGCGUUCAAUCCCUCCAAGUGGCUAAUGGUGCACUUUGACUGCACCGCGAUGUGGCUCAAGAACAGUGGCGCGCUGCACCGAACCUUUAACGUGGCUCCGCUGUAUCUGCAGCACGAAAACUCGGGCCUCUCCAUCGACUACAUGCACUGGCAGAUACCGCUGAGCAAGCGGUUCCGGGCGCUAAAGCUUUGGUUCGUGCUGCGCAGCUUCGGCACCCGGGGACUACAGAAGCACAUUCGCGAGGGCGUCCGGCUAGCGCAAAAGUUCGAGGCACUCAUCCUGGCAGACCACCGGUUCGAAAUUCCGGCCACGCGCCAUCUGGGCAUGGUCGUGUUCCGGAUCAAGGGCGAGAACGAGCUCACGGAGAAGCUGCUCAAGCGGCUGAACCAACGCGGACACAUGCACGCAGUGCCGGCCUCGCUUAAGGGUCGCUACGUUAUCCGUUUCACCGUCACUUCAACGUACACUACGAACGACGACAUUCUGUCGGACUGGAACGAGAUUCGCACUGUUACGACGGAGCUGCUGAGCGACCUGAACAUACAGCAGGUCGAUAAGCAGCGUGUAUCGUUGAAGGAUACGCGCGAAAAGAACGAAGCGUUCGGAUCGAGCCUUCUGCUCGCCAACUCGCCGAUGUCGCCGAAGAUCGUGAACGGCUCGUUUGCGGCCAUCUUCGAUGCGGACGAGUUCCUGGCGAAGGUGUACGCCGGCAUACGCAUCUCGAACCAGGACUCACCGGCGAUGAGACGGCGCGUCCGGGGCAUCCUCAUGUCCGGCAAGCAGUUUUCGCUCGACUCGCGUAUGGAUCUGGUCGUGCACGGGAUCGGUCCGGGUGAGGUGCGCAACGGCAUCGAGUCGAAGGCCAUUACCGAGGACCUGGAGGAGGUCUGGGAAGCUUGUGAGCAGAUGGAGCUUUCUGACCAAGAGAACACACCGGAAGACAGCAACCUCCAUCAACAGCGUCACCGAUCCCCCUCUCCCCAACCACCACACUUCAUCGAACCUCUCCCGAUACUGCCUGUCGUCGGCCCGUCCCGGGGUCGCUCACAAAGUGUGGACACCGGCAUUCUUCGUGUCCGUGCUAAUGCCCCCGACGCCAGCUGGUUGUUGGAGCGCGAGGAAGCCCUAACCCGCUCCGAGCCGUGUGCCUCGACCGACUCCCUCACCAGCGCACCCUCACUCACUUCCCCAACACCCAUUCCUCCUCCUACUCCACCACCCAUCAUAGCCACCCCUAAAGUGUCCUGCGAGUCUCAGCUCGACAGUAUCGACGAAAACCGACCCUCGGAGAACUUCCCGCGCAGCAAGCGACGCUGCUCGGACAAUUCGCACCUCUUCUCCCUUACCCGGCCCAACGUGUACCCCGAGAAGCGUCAGUCCGAACCGGCCAUUCGGUGUGCCUUCUACAACCGUGGCUUCGAGAUGCUCUGUCCACCGCGCCCACCACCACCGAAGCGGGUGCUCUCCCAGAACGAUUUACCCCGGGCGCGGCAUCUGCGACGACAAAUAUCGACCGUAUCGGAGUUGAACCUUACCGACCCGGACGACGACUGGCGUCGGGCGAAACUGCUGGUCCCACCAUUUCGCUACUGUAUUGCGGACGAAUCUGGACAUUGCAUCGAUUUCGACACAAUUCUGCCCUGUCCGGUAGCAUCGAUCGACGAUGAGGCAAUUUUGCGCGAUGCGUUGCGGUUCGAGGAGAACUUUGUAGAGCGCUGUGAGCAGAUCUGUCCCGAGCCGGAUGCACUCUGUCUGGAGACGAUCGAGGAGCGGGUGCUGGACGAGCUGACCUCUUCCGGGGGUGCCAGUGGGGGCGGAACCAGUUCAGACGAUGAGCAGCAAGGUGAGGAAGUUAUUUACGAGAAUGUGAAGCAUUGCAGGAAGUGUGGACAUCAAAGGAUUAAAUUAUAAUAUAGAGCGAGUGAUGGGAGACGCGUACUGAUGGGGUUUCGAAAUGCGGUGUGGUCUUUGGGAGAUAAAUUGCUUCAUAUAGAAAGUUAUAGGCAGCUUUUAAGCGAGCGGUAGCAAUUAUUCAACUGUAAGUUAUGUGUGCCAAAGAAGACUAUUUAGAUGAAAACGGAAGUUUAUCAGGAUUUUGUUGCUUCAUUGAAAGGGACCUUGUUGGUGAGGUUACAGCCAUUUUCAGAAAUAUGUUAAGUCACAAAACUUUAUUGAUGUCUUCGUGGUCAUUAUUGAUUCAUUGAUUAAUUUAUUUAAUUUCCAUUUAUCAAGCGAAAUGCACGCGGUAUGUCAUAUUAUUUGUCAUAUUUAAAUUUUUA
Molecule: messenger RNA, 3713 nt
Organism: Anopheles coluzzii
Lineage: Eukaryota; Metazoa; Arthropoda; Insecta; Diptera; Culicidae
Gene: Hdc
Product: histidine decarboxylase
Exons: 12
Coding region: 541-3345 (934 amino acids)
Biological process (GO): L-histidine catabolic process; histamine biosynthetic process
Molecular function (GO): pyridoxal phosphate binding; histidine decarboxylase activity
Source: RefSeq, a predicted model, not a curated record